AUGGCGGGCCAGCAGUGGCCCUUACCAGAGCCCCACGAGGGCUGGCUGUUAAAGUCGGACCUGAGGAAGAAGGCGCUCAUAAAGUCGGGGCUGAUCAAGCGGUGGCAGUCAGGGCUGAAGCUGGACAAGAAGCCAGAGCCCAGCAAGAAGUGGCUGCCUGGGUCGAGGCCACUGGAGCCCUUGCCUCUGGGCAUGAAAUGUAAGCCCUGGUUCAAGGACAGGGACAGGUUGCCUUCCCGCUAUCUCUCCAGGCAGAACAACAAGCUUGGGAAGUGCCCCACCUCCAUGGACAGCCGGCGGUGGGUAUUUGUGAAGGAGGGACUGGACGACUUCAGAACGGGCUGUCCAUCUCCUGAAGAUGUGAUCACUCGUGGCCCUCGGGAGGGCUUCCUCCCCAAGGUUGCUCAUAGAAUUCCCCGCCCUCCACCCAAAAAGAUUCAUAGGCAGCCGCCCAAGGGAGUGGACCUGUGUUCCAAGCUCUUGGCAGCCCAGCCAGUACGGAAGGCCUUUGUAGAGAACACUGAAGCCACCCUGAGCAAGCAUCCCUUGGCAACCUACCUAAAACUGGAGAAAGAUCUCUCUCCAGACCUCCUGCUCAAGGUCCUGGAAGUGCUAGAUCCUGACAGGGAGCUGGAGGACACGUGGGCGUAUUGUGAGGGCACCAAGGAAAGAAAGAAGACCCCCACACACCUGUGUGAAGAACAUCUUGAGAAGGUCAACCUGGAAACUCCCGAGGACGUCAACCUGGAACCUCCCCAGGAGGUCAACCUAGAACCUGCAGAAAAAGCCCACCUGGAAUCCGCCAAGGAGAGUCUCCAGUCAAAUGUAAGCAGUCUGUUUCCUGAGGAAGAGACAAAAGCAUUAUGCAUGAUGGAUAUCCCCAAAGUUCCUGUUUACCAAAAACAAAGAAGAGCAACAGUUCCUAAAUUCUGCAGAUUGAUGGAUGAGAAUUUUGAAAACAUAGACAUUGAUAAAGAGGACAUCAUGAAAAAGUUUGGAAUUGACCUUGAGGUCCCACAGACCGAUAAUACAGUCAAAAUAAAGGAAAUAAGCCACCUUCCUUUGAAUAUCCAGCACAGAAAACAGCUAGAUGAAAUAAAGCAGAGAAAAUUCUCCCUGCAGAAAGGUAACUUGGAAAGAAAACUCCGAAAACCUGAAGACCCUUAUAAACCCAAACAGGAGAAGAUAAGGGACAAAAAUCCCUGA
Messenger RNA from Myotis brandtii (Brandt's bat), 1206 nucleotides. RefSeq names its product protein FAM47E-like. The coding region runs from base 1 to 1206 and encodes 401 amino acids. The transcript has 2 exons. The record is from RefSeq and is a predicted model, not a curated record. Lineage: Eukaryota; Metazoa; Chordata; Mammalia; Chiroptera; Vespertilionidae.